This is a messenger RNA of Cutaneotrichosporon oleaginosum, 2165 nucleotides long. RefSeq lists its product as uncharacterized. The record is from RefSeq and is a predicted model, not a curated record. NCBI's taxonomy places the organism in Eukaryota, Fungi, Basidiomycota, Tremellomycetes, Trichosporonales, Trichosporonaceae.
CGUCUAGCCCGCAUUUUCCUUUCGUACCGCACACUGCACCAUGCUCGCACUGCUGCUCGCCGCGAGCGCCGCGGCGGCCGCGCUCGUCGAGCACAACGUGACGAUGCGCUCGACCGCCGCGAUCUUGCACUACACCCCGUUCAACACCACCGUCGAGCAGGGCUGGAACGAGACGUACUCGGAGGCCUCCUGGGGCGAGUACAACACGCGCGCCCUGCCCGACGGCGACAGCGCGUUCGUCACCUCGUACGCGGGCGCCACCGUCGGCGUGAGCUGGGUAGGCACGGGCGCGUACUUCCACGGCACGGGCGGCGACGUCGCUGUCUCUGUCGACGGCAAAGACGUGUACUCGGGCGGAAUGGGGGUUGUCGGCGUUGGCGGGUUGCCGUAUGCGGCGCACAACGCCACGCUCACUGUGCGCGGCGGCACAGUCAGCGUCACGAACUUGACCCUCACGACGAUUAUCGGGGGCGCGGGCGCGGUGGACAUCGACGCGGAGAUCAACGCGCUCGACAAGGACACGAACACGAACAAAGAGCUCACGGUCGUCGGGCGUUGGGGGGAGAGCACGACGUUCUGCGGGAGCAUGCAGAACGAGACGUGGAGCAGCACGAACUGCGUCCGCUGGGAUUCACUCGGAACAGAGCAGAACGGCGCGUCGCUUGCGAUGCGCUCGCCGCCGAAUGCGAGCAUCGCCCUGCUCUCCGGUGCCGUCGGGAGCGAGCACGACGCCUACACUGUUGUCGUGGAUCCGGCGCCGCCGCAUUCGCCGCCCAGCGUGAGCGGCAGCGCUGCCCGCGCAUGGAUGGGCCCAGGUAAUCUGCUAUAUUACGGCAGCUUGGACCCCACACAGCGAUACAACAUCCGGAUUCAGUUUGUCGGCAAGGGCGUGCUUGAGUGGGGCCGCGCACAUUUCAUUGUCACGCAGGGUGGUGAGAUGUGGUCGCCAGUCUUGUCGGGCGUGGACGACAGCAGAGGCAUCGAGACGCCGGCGGAUGAGCAGAACCGGUCCAACACGCCUAUCGGGGCGAUCAUCGGCGCCGUCAUCGGCGGGCUCACGCUCCUACUCCUCCUCGGGGGAAUCUGGUGGCGGCGGCGGCGGCGCGCGCGCUCGUCCGAGAACGUGCCCAAGGCGGCAAUAGGCAAGAAGUGGCGCCGCAGCGAGUUCGAAGUCGACGUCGUUGACCAGACUAACCAGUCCGGCGCGCUCGGCACAUAUCUCCCCAUGCACGAUCCUGUGCGCGCCACUGCCGACAUGCUUCCCGACACGGCUGAGAACCGGAUCACGCCGCUGCCUGCCCCGUGGCCUGGAGACAUGGUGUCGCAAAGCUCAUCAGGGAAGGGGUCAUCGCCGACGGGCUCGGCGCCACACGGGUAUGCGCAGUCAUCGCAGUCUGCUCUCUCCCUGCAACCUGCCCCGUACGCCGCGCAAGCCCCGGGAAGCGCGUAUAGCUCCAGCCAGAGCAGUCAUGUCUAUCCGCCGCAGAAGUCGCCGUUUGCCGACCCGCCCGGCAUGGCGCUGUCACCGUCCACGCCAACACAGGCGCCAUACCCUAUCCCGCCGCUGAAGGCGGCACUGCUGCCGCCCCGACCGAUGAUCGUCACCGAGGCAGAAGAUGCUGGGCGCAUAGUCGAGGAACAGGUGCCGCCGCGGUAUAACCCGGCAUGGGCGGAGAACGAGCCACGGCGUUAGUGUACAAAGGUUAUGGAUCAGGUUCUCUUGUAAAGCACUAGCACGCCUGCGCCAGACUCAAGAUCGUCGCAUAUGUGUCUACUCGCCAAUGCCAGCACCUACGCCUGGUUUUUCAGAUGUACGCCGUACCAACACAGGCCGGCAACAGCGCCACCGCCGACGCCCAACCAUGGCGGCGCCUUGUAGUUCCUGCACGCAAGGAAACUCCCGCUGGCCACCACGGCCCAGAACGGGUCGGCCGUGAGGGGGCCGCUGACCGCCUGCCUGCUCUCGCCGUCGGCCGCGACGUACACAUAGCCGACCAGGAAGAGCUGCCAUACGGCGGUGAAGACGAGCCCGCUCGCCGUCGCAUUGAGCCCACGGAUGAUGGACCGCGCAACCGCCUUGUCGCGCCAGUUGGCGUACAGCGGGAGCAGGGCGAGCUUGAGGAGGAUGCCAGGGCCAAAAAUGCCCACGUAGCCGAGAAAUGCAC